Molecule: messenger RNA, 2068 nt
Organism: Dioscorea cayenensis subsp. rotundata (Guinea yam)
Lineage: Eukaryota; Viridiplantae; Streptophyta; Magnoliopsida; Dioscoreales; Dioscoreaceae
Product: protein GAMETE EXPRESSED 1
Exons: 8
Coding region: 183-2015 (610 amino acids)
Source: RefSeq, a predicted model, not a curated record
GGGAAGCGUCUCUUGGUGUCGUUGCCCUGCUGGACUGGACCUCUUCGGAUGAGAACCCUAAUCCCUUCCUCUUUAUAAACCCUAGUUUUCCUCUUCGGUGUUUGGAUCUGUGAACCCCAGUGGCCGGCCGUUCACAAUCCGAUCUUGCUCAGCUCAGACUUCGUUUCCGGUUUUUCCUCAGCAUGACCAAUCUUCGUCUCCAAAUUCUGCUAUUUGUUUUGACAUGUUUGUAUACCCAGAGCUUUGGCCUUUCAUGGCCAUUUUCUUAUUCUGCUUCCUCCACACCUCCUCCACACUUUCAUGGUGAUACGAAUGCAUUAAACGGAAUGGUAACUGAGUUUUCCAUGGAUGAUGUUGGUAAUGAUCCAAGGGCGGUGAAGCUGAUUGAAAAUGCUAAAGAGAGAUUGUUGUCCUCCAACUCAUGUUGGCAAAGCGCGUACCAGAAUUUGUUCGCCGGUUGCUCAGAGAUCCUUUCUGACAAGGAGAAGCAAUCAAGACUGGCCUGGCUCCUCACCGACUGCUUCCAGAAGGACUCAGGGAGGCCAACAUUGCCUUCCUGUAAUUCUGGUGGUCAAAUGCUUACAUGUCUCAAGAAACUAGAUGAUGCUGAGCAUAAGGUUUAUCUCGAGUUUUUUCUUGAGACAAACUCUAUCUGCCACCAAUUACAGGCUAGCGCAUUCAAGCAUGAUACAGAGAGAUUGGUCAAUGGGUUGGCCAAGUCAGCUAGAUUUGCAGAGACUCAAUUGAAUUCAAUCAUGGAUAAGUCGGAGAAAUUGCUUCAAGGUUCUAGUGAGAUUCAUGACUCAUUAACUUCUAUAGAUAUUAAAACAGAACGAAUGGCUCAAACAUCAAGGGAGAUUGACUCCAAGAUUCAGGAUGUUUUGAAGCACUCGGAAGCUAUUUUUGAGCAGUCAAGAGGAAUAUCAGCUUCUCAGUCGGAGUUACAAGAAAGGCAGACUGAGCUGAAGGUGAAUUUGGAGUCAGGGAUGGCUUUGGUGCGAGAAUCAUAUGAGAGUUUGGGUGAUGGAAUUGACAAAGUAAGGGUACAAACAGUUGAGAUUGAAAAGGAGAUAGUGGAAAUCGGAGUCUCGAUGUCUUCAAAGAUGAAAGAUCUUCAAAGCACCGCUAAUGAUAUUGGUAAUGUUGCUGGUAUGUCCUUGGACAGACAAAGGCAGCUUCUCGAUGGACAAGCGACAGCCCUUCAAGGUCUUGAUUUCCUUACAAAAUUUCAAUCUCAAGCUCUUCAAGAAAGCAGGGAUGCCUUACAAAAAUUAGCUGAGUUUGGAGAGAAGCAACAAGCAGAACUUCUUAAGAAACAAGAACAAAUUCAGCACGCUCAUGAUCGUCUAAUCCAAAAUUCACAAUCAAUAUUGUCUGCUCAGGAGGAGUUUGAAAAGAAACAAGCUAAUGUUUUUGCUGCUCUCGAGAAGCUCUUCACAUUACAUAACACCUUCUUAGCAGAAUCUCGCUUCAUUAAAUCAUUUCUUUUUUAUUCUUGUGUGAUAUUUCUUCUUUACAUGCUUACAAGCACAAAGCAGACAUUCAGCAUUAGAGCACGCCUUUAUAUAGGACUCUGCAUAACAUUCGUGCUAGAACUUGUGAUAAUUCGACUGAGUGACGGUGAUUUACUCCAACAAACUUGGAUAACAUCACAAGUCUUUGUUGCUAGAUCCUCGUUUCUUGCAGUUGCCUCUAUCCAGCUCAUAUAUGCAAUCUUCACUUACAGAGAUUAUGAAGUAUUGAACCAUCAAUUGUUACAGAAAUUAAUUGAUAAGGUUAACAUCAUGGAGUUAAACUCAGGGAAGUUAUUGUCUGUGAGUAUUGAAACUGAUAGCUGCAGCAGCAAUUUGAGCCAAUAUUCAUGGAUUGACAAGGAGUUGCUUGAAGAUGUUGAUAGUAAAAUGGAUCCUAAUUAUAUUUUUCCAGAGGAAGUCUCUGAAAAUUCCAUUACCACUUCGAUUACAAGAAAGUAUGAUCUCCGGCCACGAAGACGGUUACCCAAAUUAUACUCUUGACAUUUUAAAUAUUUUUAAAAAAUUAUUACUAAGAAGAAAAUAUAUAUACCAUA